UCUUCAGAGCUUCUCUUUAAACAAACCAGAUCAUUCUCCUCCCCCAUUCCUUUUUCCAAAGUUUCAUCAUAACCUAAUUUACAGAUUGUUGUGUCCAAGUGAAAUUGAGGUGCUUCAGAUUAGUUUUGUGGAAGAAAGACGAAAAAUAACCCCUUUUUUGUGGGUGAAAUUGCAACUUUGGAGCAUCGACUGUGUUUAAAUAUGGUUCUUCUUCUGUUGGGCAUCUCUAAAGAGAGAACCUUUGGAUUAUUAAAGUAGAUAAGUUUGGGUUUCUGAGUUUCUGGCUUGCUGAAGUGUAAAGCAGAGAAGGAAGUAAUUCAGGAAAGAUGCAGAAGCUAGGCGAAUUCAAGCUGCCUAACUUCUUUAAUUAUCCACCCUACUUCACUUUGCAGCCUGUGAGGGAAACUAGAGAGAAGCAGAUACAACUAUGGAAAGAGCUCAUAAUUGAUUUCUGUCGAACCCAAAAGAUCUUUGUGAUUGCGCUGGAGGUAGACUUUCCAUUGUUCAGUAAUGCUGCUAUUGAAAGAUCUCUGAGUCAUGAAGCUAGGGAGGCAUUUCUCUCGGCUUUGGUUUCUGAUGGUCGUGCAGAAUGGAUGGAUAAAGGUCAUAGAAAAUGCCUAGUCCUAUGGCAUCGUAUUCAAGACUGGGCAGACUUGAUUGUAAACUUUGUGAAGGAGAAUGGGCUGGAAGACAGUGUUAUGACAGUUGAAGAAAUACGUUCUGGGGUGGAGUCCCGUGGAACAGAGCUUCAUGGAAUAGACCGUACAGUUCUUAUGCGAGCUUUGAAGCUGCUUGAACAUAAAGGGAAGCUUGCAAUAUUUAAGGGAACUUCAGCUGAUGAUGAAGGUGUCAAAUUUUCUCUGUAAACCACCUUGGUAGACUAUAUUUAUGUGUACAAUGAUGGAGAAAGUUCGUAUCUACAAGCACGCGUAUGAAUUACUUUAUGGAGUGAAACUGGAGAUAAAAUGGUUUCAUGUUAUGGUACAGAUACCUUACUGGACUAUUUUAAGUCCAGGUAGAAUGAACAUUGAAUUCUUACUUGA
This is a messenger RNA of Solanum stenotomum, 1043 nucleotides long. RefSeq names its product vacuolar protein sorting-associated protein 25. The transcript is spliced from 8 exons. NCBI's taxonomy places the organism in Eukaryota, Viridiplantae, Streptophyta, Magnoliopsida, Solanales, Solanaceae. Bases 327 to 866 code for a protein of 179 amino acids. Gene Ontology annotation, biological process: protein transport to vacuole involved in ubiquitin-dependent protein catabolic process via the multivesicular body sorting pathway. Gene Ontology annotation, cellular component: ESCRT II complex. Gene Ontology annotation, molecular function: protein homodimerization activity; structural molecule activity. The record is from RefSeq and is a predicted model, not a curated record.